Messenger RNA from Arachis ipaensis, 444 nucleotides. Lineage: Eukaryota; Viridiplantae; Streptophyta; Magnoliopsida; Fabales; Fabaceae. The record is from RefSeq and is a predicted model, not a curated record.
AUGAAAUUAUACCAUUUCAUUAUUGUGGAUCCAAAAACCAGAGAGGAAAAGCAAAUUAUAGUUUCGGCUGAUGAUAGUAUUCAGCCUAACUCAACUUUGAUGGAUCUAACAAAGCUAAAGCCUGCAUUCCAGAAAGAUAGUUCAACAACAGCAGGCAAUGCUAGUCAAGUUAGUGAUGGUGCCGCAGCAGUUCUCCUGAUGAAGAGAAGAGUAGCCAUGCAAAAGGGGCUUUCGAUUAUUGGAACCUUCAGGAGUUUUGCUACUGUCAGAGUAGACCCUGCUAUUAUAGGAGUUGGCCUGGCAUUUGCUAUUCCAGCUGCAGUAAAAUCUACUGGUCUUGAACUUCAUGACAUUGACUUGUUUGAAAUCAAUGAGGUACUGGUUUUACUAGUUGAAAAUGCUAACCUAUUUGCAAUCUAUUUUAUUAUGUCUGUACCAUGCUGA